AUGACGGUCACGUAUACAGCUCGGGUGGCAAAUGCACGGUUUGGCGGGUUCUAUAAGCUCCUACUACUAUGGAGGGGCAGCAUUUACAAGCUAUUGUACAAGGAGUUCCUGGUGUUCUUUUUCAUGUAUCUGGUGCUCAGUAUUACUUACAGGUUCUUACUCAAUGAAGAUCAGAAACGCAGCUUUGAAAAGGUGUCGAUUUACUGCAACAACUACGCAAAUCUCAUCCCGGUCUCCUUUGUGCUCGGUUUCUAUGUCACCCUGGUGGUGAACAGAUGGUGGAACCAGUACUUGUGUAUGCCAAUGCCUGACCGCGUCAUGUGCGCCAUCAAUGCCGCGGUUCACGGUGCGGAUGAGCAAGGGAGGAUGUACCGGCGGACGCUCAUGCGGUACUGCAGCCUGUCCGGUUUACUCAUCUUGCGGUCCGUCAGCACAGCCGCCUUCAAAAGGUUCCCAACCAUUGACCAUGUGGUGGAGGCCGGGUUUAUGACUCGCUUUGAGCGGAAGAAGUUUGAGAAUCUGUGCUCCUCUUAUAACAAGUAUUGGGUUCCAUGCGUUUGGUUCUGCAGUCUGGCGGCUCAGGCCCGGAACGAGGAGGAAGGAUCUCAUGAUACGUCAAUAUCUCUUCUGUUUCUAUAGGAGUUGAACGCUUUCCGUGGAAACUGCGGCAUGCUCUUCCACUAUGACUGGAUCAGUAUCCCCCUCGUGUACACUCAGGUAGUGACCAUCGCCGUAUACAGCUAUUUCCUCACCUGCCUGAUAGGACGCCAGUUCCUGGAUCCGGUCCAGGGCUACUCCGGCCACGACCUGGACCUCUAUGUCCCCGUCUUCACCCUCCUUCAGUUCUUCUUCUAUGCCGGCUGGCUGAAGGUGGGAGAGCAGCUGAUUAAUCCGUUUGGUGAGGACGAUGAUGACUUUGAAACCAAUUUAUUGAUUGACCGGAAUUUCCAGGUGUCCAUGCUGGCAGUGGAUGAGAUGUAUGGUGACGUUCCUGUUCUGGUGAAGGAUCGAUACUGGAAUGAUUCAGAUCCUCGUCCGCCGUACACAGCAGCCACCUUAUUCCAGAAGUACCAACCUUCCUUCCAGGGAUCCACGUUUGACAUGGCGCUCGCCAAGGAGGACAUGCAGUACCAGCACCUCUCAGACAUCGAGGAAUUGAACGAAGAGACUUUAUCCUAUGCGUUUCCGUUGCUUAGCCGCCUCAUGGGAGGCAAUGGCGCCUCUCCUCCGCCCUCGUCUGCUGCUCUCAGUACGCUAUUUGUAGCACCCAGUAGUCGCUUCUCAGUCAUCAAGAGGUCAACCAGCUCCAUGUCUGGAUCUUCUGAUAGCGUGUGCCCGGAGAGCCCUCAGGACCCGCCAAUCACUGACCCAAUGGCACUGGCCGAUGAAGGUCAACCUGGCACUCCCAUAUUUUAUGUUGAAUCGCAACAAUUUUUUGCUUCCUUUAAUGAAGCUGUUCCUGCCGUGGUGGACACAAUCCCCGCCAACCACGAUGGAGAAACCUCUGCUUGA
Molecule: messenger RNA, 1512 nt
Organism: Nanorana parkeri
Lineage: Eukaryota; Metazoa; Chordata; Amphibia; Anura; Dicroglossidae
Gene: BEST2
Product: bestrophin 2
Exons: 9
Molecular function (GO): chloride channel activity
Source: RefSeq, a predicted model, not a curated record